ACUGCGCAGGAGCAACGUUCGCGAAUACACGCAUGCACGUGACGUGGACUUUGCCGUGUCCGGAAGUGCUGUGGCUUUUUUUCCCCCAGCUUGGACCGUUUAUCCUUUCAUUUGCGGACUCUAGCCGUUUUUGUGGCCAGUUCGACCUAGAAGUGAACUAUUUAACUAGGCGACAACAUGUAUUUGUUUGACGUUCAGUGUACACAGACGACGUGUCACAGCUAGAAACUUCGGACAAUAUCUAACUUUACUGGCAUGCUAACGUUAGCUAACAGGCUAGCUAAACAGGCAAAGAAGGCUGCCAGCUGACUGUUAGGUUCAUGUCUUUGUACAGUUUAUUUUACGAUUUCAGUUACUUUUAAACGGAAGAAUGAAUAAGAGCCAGAAGGAGCCUGGCCGUAUUCUUCAUCGGUAAAUGGGGUGUGGUUUAAUUUCACUACUCAGGUUACAGUAAUGUUAAAAGAUAUUGGGGACAUAAAUAUUGCAGCUGGACUUAAACUGGUCGACUUCUGGGGCUGAAGAUGGAAGACAAAUACAGCAGCAACGUACUCUCAGGGGGGAAACUGGGCAUGGUCGAAGUGCCAAAUUCUAGGUUAACCAGAUACAUAGUUUUACUGGUUGUCACGAAGGUCCUCAAGGCCCUUGGGAUCUUUGAAUCUUACGAUAUCCUAAAAGUAGUUCACAUUGUCCAGUUCAUCUUCAUACUAAAAUUAGGGAGUGCAGUUAUUCUGCUUUUCUUUCAAAAGCCUUUCUCCUCUGGCAAAGUCAUCUCCAAAAGACAGUGGAUAAAGUUACUAAAGCAUGCUGUUUUCAGCUGCAUCAUAUCUCUCCUGGGCUUCUUCGGUCUAACGCUCUGUGGACCUCUGAGGACAUUGUUGCUUUUAGAGCACAGUGAUGUGGUCGUCAUUGCUCUCCUCGCUGUCCUGUUCACAAGCUCGGGAGGGGGGCCAUCCAAGACCAGAGGCGCUGCUCUCUUCAUCAUUGCCGUGAUCUGCCUCCUCCUCUUCGACAACGACGAUCUCAUGGCAAAGAUGGCCGAGCACCCUGAGGGACAUCAUGACAGCGCGCUCACUCAUUUCCUCUACACUGCCAUUGCAUUUUUAGGAGUUGCAGAUCAUAAAGGAGGUGUGGUGCUGCUGGUGGCCUCCCUGUGCCUGAAGGUGGGCUUCCACACGGCCUCCAGGAAGCUGUCAGUGGAAAUUGGUGGUGCCAAGCGCCUCUAUGCCCUCGACAACCUGGUUUCUGCUGUCGUGCUGCUGCCCUGGGUCAUAGUGCUCUCUGCCACCACAGAAAGUAAAGUAGAAUCCUGGUCGUCCCUCAUCCUGCCGUUCGGCAUUAUCAUCCUCUCCGUCAUGAUCCUGGAGUUUUACGUCGAGGCCAUCUGCAACACCAAGAUGGAGGCGCCGCGGUGCGCCCGCUACGGCGCCGUCGCCCUCUUCCUCAGCGCCCUGCUGCUGGCCAACUUCUGGACUCACCCGCUGACCGACCAGCUGCGCUCCAUGAGCAAACCGGCCCAGCAGCUCAGAACGGAGCACGUGCUCUCCGGAGGAGUGAUAGUCAGCGCCGUCUUCUUCAUCAUGGCCUCCAGUAUUCUCUCGUCUCCGUCAAAGAAAGGCCAGAAGGGCACCUUGGUGGGUUACUCACCCGAAGGGACCCCUCUGUACAACUUCAUGGGGGACGCCCUGCAGCACACGUCGCAGUCCCUCCCCCGCUUCAUCAAAGAUUCCCUGAAACAGAUCCUGGAGGAAUACGACUCCAGACAGAUCUUCUACUUCCUGUGUCUCAACCUGGCUUUCACCUUUGUGGAGCUGUUUUAUGGUGUUUGGACCAACAGCCUGGGACUGAUCUCUGACGGCUUCCACAUGCUCUUUGACUGCUCGGCUUUAGUCCUCGGCUUGUUUGCUGCCCUCAUGACUCGCUGGAAAGCUACCAGGAUCUUCUCCUACGGCUAUGGUCGUGUCGAAAUACUCUCUGGAUUCAUCAAUGGCCUGUUCCUGAUGGUCAUCGCUUUCUUUGUCUUUGUUGAGUCAGUGACCCGCGUGCUGGAUCCUCCUAAUAUAAACACAGACAUGCUGACUCCGGUGUCUGUCGGAGGCUUACUGGUCAACCUGGUGGGGAUCUGCGCUUUCAGUCACGCUCACGCGCACGCCCACGGCGGCAAAAGCUGCUCGUCAAGCGACCACGGCCACUCGCACCACGGCCACUCCCACAGCGAACACAGCCACGGCGGCCACGGCCACUCUCACAGCGGGCACGGGCACGGUGGACAUGGGCACUCCCAUGGCUCCGGGGGCGGAGGCAUGAACGCAAACAUGAGAGGCGUUUUCCUCCACGUCCUGGCUGACACGUUGGGCAGCGUCGGCGUGAUCAUCUCCACCAUCCUCAUCCGCCAGUUCGGCUGGUUGAUUGCCGACCCUCUUUGCUCGCUCUUCAUCGCCACGCUCAUUUUUCUCAGCGUCAUCCCGCUGCUGAAGGACGCCUGCGAGGUUCUUCUUCUACGAAUUCCCCAGGAAAAUGAGAAGGACCUGAACAGUGCGCUGGAAAAGAUCGAGAAGAUUGAAGGAGUGUUGUCGUACAGAGACCCUCAUUUCUGGAGGCACUCAGCCAACAUGAUCGCAGGCACCAUCCACCUCCAGAUCAUGUCCGACGUGGUGGAGCAGAGGAUCAUACAGCAGGUGACGGCCGUUUUGAAAGACGCCGGGGUGAAUAACCUGUCGGUGCAGGUGGAGAAGGAGGCGUACUUCCAGCACAUGUCUGGACUCAGCACCGGGUUUCAGGAAGUUCUGGCAAUGACGCAGCAGAUGGAGUCCAUGAAAUACCUGAACGACGGGACGUGUAUCAUGUGACGACAGUCUAUCGGACCAAAUGAAACUUUACUGGUUCAACCCCUCAGUCCCCUUUUUCAUUGAAAUGUACAGUUUAUGUAUGUGGGUUAAAUAAAUCUGAAUAUAUUGGUUUUA
Perca flavescens (yellow perch) is the source of this 2960-nucleotide messenger RNA. It is a transcript of the gene slc30a5, whose product is annotated as solute carrier family 30 member 5. The transcript has 16 exons. Gene Ontology annotation, cellular component: cytoplasmic vesicle; membrane; Golgi apparatus. Gene Ontology annotation, molecular function: zinc ion transmembrane transporter activity. The record is from RefSeq and is a predicted model, not a curated record. Gene Ontology annotation, biological process: intracellular zinc ion homeostasis; zinc ion import into Golgi lumen. The coding region runs from base 522 to 2846 and encodes 774 amino acids. Lineage: Eukaryota; Metazoa; Chordata; Actinopteri; Perciformes; Percidae.